AGAGGGUUAGGCGCAGAAAAAUGGGGGAGAGAAGGAAAUGGUGUGGUGGCGAGAAGGCCAAGUUAAGGGAGUUCCAGAGAGGGAUGUCCUGUCAAUGGAGAGAGAAACCAGAACAAACCGUUUCACCAACAAAAACAACACCAAAGCUACGAGGAGGAGGAAGAAGAGGGAAGAAGCUGAACGCCUGCAGCAAAACGGCGUUUUUGGAAACGCCGGUUUCGAUUCUCUUGCUGCGCCAAAUGGAGAUGAUGAUGAUGACGAUGAAGCUGUGGGCGUUUAGCUUUUGAUUUGUGGGGUUCUCGAGGAAGAAGGAGGAGGAGGUGGUUGAUGACGAUAAUGAGAAAGAAAAGCUGUCAGGUUCAUAGUGCUCCUCCCGACGGUAUCGCCAUGUCUCCGCAACCCAAGAAGAUCUACCAAGUUUGGCCCGGAAACAACAAAUUUUGUUGCAGUGGAAGACUGAUCUUCGGUCCGGACGCAUCUUCGCUUCUUCUGACAACGUGUAUGAUAGGAGCACCCGCCAUUGCUUUCUGCGCCAGGAUGAUCUACCUGAUCACUCGUCGUGACCCUUUCUUCAACUCUCUCGUCUUGUUCGGCGCAAUUCUUCUCACUGUCUUGGAUUUCACAUUUCUUUUCUUGACAUCGUCUAGAGACCCCGGGAUUAUCCCGAGGAACAAAGAAGCCCCUGAAGCGGCAGAAGAAAUGGCUGACGUACCGACCCAGUCGGCUGAAUGGGUUACCAACAAGCUCGUGAAUGCGAAAUUACCCCGGACCAAGGACGUGAUGGUGAAUGGUUACACUGUCAAAGUGAAAUUCUGCGAUACUUGUCUGUUGUAUCGCCCCCCUCGUGCCUCUCACUGCUCGAUCUGCAACAACUGUGUCCAGAGGUUCGAUCACCACUGUCCGUGGGUUGGUCAGUGUAUCGCCUUACGUAACUAUUCGUUCUUCAUCUGUUUCAUAUCGUGUUCAACCCUCCUCUGCCUUUACGUCUUUGCCUUCUCGUGGGUCAGCAUACUCGAGUUCCACGGCGAGAGCUUGAUCGUCAUCUCGUCUGAUUUCUUAUCGAUCAUUCUCAUAGUUUACUGCUUCGUCGCUGUCUGGUUUGUCGGCGGGCUCACGGUUUUCCACCUUUACCUGAUCUGCACCAAUCAGACAACUUACGAGAACUUCAGGUACCGGUACGACAAGAAGGAGAAUCCUUACACGAAGGGAAUCCCAAGGAACUUCAACGAGCUGUUCUUCAACAAGAUCCCGCCUUCCUUGAUCAACUUUAGAGACGUGGCACCUGAAGAAGAACCCGACAUCGAGGUUGGAUCCAUCGCCUCUGAGCUCGACAGAGCCAUCGGUUCUCCGCACAAAUACGACAUGGAAAUCGACACCAUGGGUGAUUCUCUCAAGACGAAAGGAUUAGGGUCGGGGGGUUCGGCGUUCGACCCGUUUUUCGUUCCGGGUCAUCAAGAACCGACGAAUCUGAUGAGAAACUCGAGCGUCGAUGUCAGGUCCAGGUAGCCUCAAAGGCUCUGGAUCGAUCGACCGGUGAAAAAUUGUGCUUUGUGUAAACUAUAAUCGGGAAUUAAAGUCUUCUUUACUCGUGAAGUGAGUAACUUUUUAAUGUCUGAGAAAGGAAUAUAGGAGAUUUAGUGUGAAUUUUAGACAGGGAGACUCCAUGGUUAUUCGAUGGUUUCCUGCGUUACAGAUACA
Tarenaya hassleriana is the source of this 1698-nucleotide messenger RNA. RefSeq names its product probable protein S-acyltransferase 1. Gene Ontology annotation, cellular component: Golgi apparatus; endoplasmic reticulum. The transcript has 5 exons. The record is from RefSeq and is a predicted model, not a curated record. The coding region runs from base 328 to 1506 and encodes 392 amino acids. NCBI's taxonomy places the organism in Eukaryota, Viridiplantae, Streptophyta, Magnoliopsida, Brassicales, Cleomaceae. Gene Ontology annotation, biological process: peptidyl-L-cysteine S-palmitoylation; protein targeting to membrane. Gene Ontology annotation, molecular function: protein-cysteine S-palmitoyltransferase activity.